Molecule: messenger RNA, 1350 nt
Organism: Paramecium octaurelia
Lineage: Eukaryota; Ciliophora; Oligohymenophorea; Peniculida; Parameciidae
Source: the annotation of a GenBank genome assembly
AUGAAGAAUUAAUAAAUAGUUGUGAAAUGUAAAAAUAAGGUAGAAGAAUGUAUUUUAGGAGUUUAAUAGGAGAUGGAGGUAAGAUAUUAAAAUGAUAAUUAGUUGUCUUUCAGCAGAAUUGAUGCAUUUCUUGAUUAACUUCCUCUUGUUUCUUAUCAACCUGUUCCUCACAAAAGCGUUAAUGAUGCUCCAAAAUUAACUUAGAUCUCAUUCUCUUUAAUACAAAACUAUACCAAUUAAUUAAAUUAACAAGUGGAACCCAUUUUGAAAUCAAUUAUUCAUUAACAAUUUCAAAAUCUAGCUUAAGUUUAAUAAUCAGAUAAAUAUACAAAAGAUAAUAAUCAAUAAUUACAUCCAAUUUAAUAACACAACCAACAUUAAUCAAAUUCUAACCCAUUCACUUAUAAUUUAAUACAAAAUCAUUCAAUUAAAUAAGAGGAAGAUUGUAGAGCAAUUGCUAUUAAUAAUGAUAAUUCAAUUGUAUUAGUUACAUGUAAAAAUGAGAUCAAAGUACUUGAAUUUAAAUAAGAAUAGUUGAAACUAAUUCAACUUUUAAGUGAACAUAAAUAUUAGGUUUAUACUUUAAAUUUUAUGAAGAAAUCGACUCAAUUUAUCUCUGGGAGUGGUGAUAAAUAGAUAAUAAUAUGGUGUAUGGAUUAACACAAUUAAUGGAUCUGCUAAUACAAAUUGAAUCAACAUUAAGAUAUUAUUAAUUGUUUAAUUUUGAAUAAUAAUGAAGAUCUUAUCAUAUCAGGAAGUAAUGAUAAAACAAUUAAAUUUUGGAAAAAACAGAAUCAAUGGAUAUGCUCAUAAACUAAUACAGAUCAAACUAAUUAUGUAACGGGAUUAAGUUUGAAUGAGAAAUAGGAUAAAUUGAUAUCUUGUGGAUAUAAUAUGUUUAUAUUAAUAAUAGAAGAGUCAUAAUAGGAUUAAAAAUGGAAUGUUAUAUAAAAGAUAACAGUUGAAUAGUAUGGUUUCAGAUUAAGCUUCAUCAAUGAUAAUGUAUUCACAUUUCAACCAAUACUUAAAGAGUAUAUGCAUGUUUAUGAGAUCAAUAGUACUAAUAAAUAGUAUUCAAAGACAAAUCAAAUUGAUGUGAAAAGCGAUUCUAAUGGCUGUGACUAUUUCUUUCCUUAAUAAUAUAUCAAAUCUAAAUGUCUACUUGUGAAUAAGAAUGGAAAAAAUGUUAAUUUAAUAAGGAAAAAUCAAAAUGGUCAUUUUAUCACGUAAUAGUCUCUUCAAUUUGGGCAUAAUUAAUUAUAUGGAUCGAUGAGUGAAAAUGGACAGUAUUUGAUGACUUGGGAUCAAAAUUCUAAAGAAAUUCAAAUCAGGAAAUAUUAGUAAUUAUGA